Molecule: messenger RNA, 1200 nt
Organism: Spinacia oleracea (spinach)
Lineage: Eukaryota; Viridiplantae; Streptophyta; Magnoliopsida; Caryophyllales; Amaranthaceae
Exons: 3
Coding region: 1-1200 (399 amino acids)
Molecular function (GO): nucleic acid binding; RNA-DNA hybrid ribonuclease activity
Source: RefSeq, a predicted model, not a curated record
AUGUCACCCAAGCCGGGAGAGCCUUUGAUUUUAUAUCUCACAGUCACAGAAACUGCCAUGGGAGCGUUAUUGGCUCAAUACCAAGAAGGCACCAAAAGAGAAAUUGCCAUCUACUACCUCAGCAAAAAGUUUUUGGAUUAUGAAACCAGAUACAAUCCUUUAGAAAAAGCUUGCAUCGCCCUCAUAUACGCCACUAAGAAGCUACGACAUUAUCUACAGGCUCAUACAACUUUCCUUAUCUCGAGACUAGAUCCUAUCAAGUACAUCUUUGAGAAACCAAUUCUCACUGAGAGAUUCGCGAGAUGGCAUGCAAUUCUUUCAGAAUUUGAUAUUCAAUGUGUAAACCAGAAAUCUGUUAAAGGAAGGGCGAUAUCUGAAGCAUUGGCUGAUGGACCAAUAUCAGGAGAUGAAUUUGAUGACGAGUUUCCAGAUGAACAUAGAAAAAAUAAAUCAACGUGUGGUAUUGAUUUGGCUUUUGUGGUUUCUAAUAGGUUGAUAUGGUGGAAAAUGUACUUUGACGGAGCAUCUAAUAGAAGGGGCAAUGGCGCGGGUGUUUUUCUCAUUGAUCCUUAUGGAAUUCAUAUCCCUUUUGCUGUGAAAUUGAGUUUUCCAACGACUAAUAACACGGCAGAGUACGAAGCUUGCAUUUAUGGCGUUAAGGCAGCCUUAGCGGCAGGGGCGAAAUACCUCACAGUAUAUGGAGAUUCUAACCUCAUUAUCUCUCAAACAAUUGGAGUAUGGAGAGUCCGAGAUGAGAGAUUACAAAUGUAUACCGAGUAUCUCCAACAGUUCAUUCCGUACUUUGAAGAUAUUGACUUCAAGCAUCUUCCCCGGGAGCAAAACAGUUUCACGGAUGCAUUAGCAAACUUAGCGGUAAAUUUAACAUGGGAAAACAACGUAAAAAUUCGAGCUGUGACUAUUGAGGAAAGUGAUUCACCGGUAGUCAACCUUGAACAUAUGAUUGCUUCAUUGACUUUGCAAGACGAUAAAGAUGCUUGGUAUGCUGAUAUUAAAAAAAUUCUAAUCACCGGUCGAUAUCCUGAAGAGAGUCAUAAAAAAGACCAAUUGGCUAUCCGGCGAUUGACAGCUCACUUUGUAAUACUAAAAGAUAGAUUGUACCGCAAGGGUUUUGAUGGAACUCUACAAUUGUGUGUUGACAAAAAAAAAACAAAAGAUCAUGGGAGAAAUCCAUGGUGGUGA